AUGUCUGAGAAGCCAGAGUCGCAGUUCAUCAGCGAACUAGGCCGCGCAGCCAGUCCUGGCGUGGAAGAUGCCAAGCACUCGAUAUUCAGCGGCGACGCCAAAGAAGCGAUCAAGAAGGAACAGCGCUUGACCUUUUGGCAAGCAAUACGCCUAUAUCCAAAGGCGGUCGGCUGGUCGUUGUUUCUUUCGACUGCGGUAGCUAUGGAAGGCUAUGACAUCGUCCUGAUAGCAUCUUUCUUCGCGUUUCCUCCCUUUCGUCAACAAUUCGGAGAUCGACUCGCAAAUGGAUCAUACCAGGUAUCUGCAGCUUGGCAAUCGGGUCUUUCCAACGGCGCGCGUGUCGGCGAGAUCCUGGGCCUUAUAAUCAACGGCUGGGUCUCGGAGCGAUAUGGCUAUCGUAAGACAAUGAUGGGAUUUCUCGUCACAAUGAUAGCGUUUAUCUUCAUCCCAUUCUUCGCCACGAACAUCGUAACUCUGCAAGUCGGCACGAUUCUAUUGGGCCUACCUCGGGGUGUCUUCCAGACUUUGACAACGACUUAUGCCGCCGAGGUUUGUCCAAUGGCUCUUAGAGGUUACCUGACCACAUAUGUCAAUAUGAUGUGGGGCGUAGGACAGCUGAUUGCUUCAGGUGUGUUGCGAGGCUUCUUGCAGAGGAGCGAUGAGUGGGCGUAUCGCAUACCGUAUAGCUUGCAGUGGAUGUGGCCUGUUCCACUUCUUCUGGGUGCAGCAUUCGCGCCCGAGAGUCCUUGGUGGCUCGUCAGGAGAGGUAGACCCGAAGAUGCGAGAAAAGCUUUGACAAGAUUAACCAAUAAUCCCGAUGCGGUGGAAUUGGACCAAACAGUGGAGCUGAUGAGGCGAACAAAUGAGCUGGAGAGGAGCAUUUCAGAAGGAACUUCAUUUCGGGACUGCUUCAAGGGCGUCAACUUGAGAAGAACAGAGAUCUCGUGCUUGACCUGGGCUGUGCAACCACUCUGUGGUGCCUCACUCAUGGGCUUCGCUGCGUACUUCUUUGAGCAGGCUGGCUUGAGCACAGAUGUUGCAUUCGACUUCUCCAUGGGAAUAUACUCCAUAUCCAUCGUCGGAGUCGUCAUAGCUUGGUUCACGAUGACAUACCUGGGCCGCCGCACUCUGUUCCUCGCCGGCCUGACCGCAAUGUGCCUAAUUUUACUCAUCAUCGGCUUCGUCUCUCUGGCUCCGUCUCAGUCGGCAGGUCCGAACUUCGCCAUCGGUUCUCUCCUCUUAGUCUGGGCACUUUGCUACGCUGUCACAGUCGGCACCGUGACCUACUCCAUCGUCACCGAAAUCCCUUCCAAUCGUCUCAGAACCAAGACAGUUGUGCUUGGGCGCAGUCUAUACAACGUGCUCGGCAUCAUAAAUGGUGUUAUCACGCCUCGAAUGCUGAAUCCUAGCGCUUGGAAUUGGAAGGGCAAAGCUGGCUUCUUUUGGGCUGGCAUGUGUGCGCUGUGCGCUACCUGGAGCUUUUGGAGGUUGCCGGAGACCAGGGGCAGGACGUAUGCUGAGCUGGAUGUGCUGUUUGCGAAUGGUAUUGGUGCGCGGAAGUUUAAGAUGACCGAUGCUGAGCUGUUGGAAGCGCACGCGGCGCCGGAGCAAGGUGCAUACAGCAAACCAAAGAUUUGA
Molecule: messenger RNA, 1638 nt
Organism: Pseudocercospora fijiensis CIRAD86
Lineage: Eukaryota; Fungi; Ascomycota; Dothideomycetes; Mycosphaerellales; Mycosphaerellaceae
Exons: 3
Coding region: 1-1638 (545 amino acids)
Biological process (GO): carbohydrate transport; transmembrane transport
Cellular component (GO): membrane
Molecular function (GO): carbohydrate:proton symporter activity
Source: RefSeq, a predicted model, not a curated record